Molecule: messenger RNA, 2852 nt
Organism: Sycon ciliatum
Lineage: Eukaryota; Metazoa; Porifera; Calcarea; Leucosolenida; Sycettidae
Product: receptor-type tyrosine-protein phosphatase alpha-like
Exons: 19
Coding region: 29-2080 (683 amino acids)
Biological process (GO): protein dephosphorylation
Molecular function (GO): protein tyrosine phosphatase activity
Source: RefSeq, a predicted model, not a curated record
GAGUACGUGUGUGCGUGCGUGCGUGAGUAUGUGCGUGCGUGGUGUCCGCACGCCGUGUGUGUAUGUACACGUGUACUGCGUAUCUGCAGCUUCAACUGGUAUAGGAUCUGGUGCUGUGGCUGGCAUUGUGGUGGCAAUGCUGCUGUUGCUUGUGGCCAUCCUGGCUGCGGCACUCUUGGUCAAAUACUAUCUAUCCUCAAAGCGAGAGGCACACAUCAGAGACGGAACUGGCGCUAGUGUAAUCUCCAUGGGGUCCAAACGGGUGAACAACGUCUCGCUGCGGCGGGACAGCAAGACAGUGGAACCGGACUAUAUCUCUCCCAGCCCUAUUGGAGUUGAUGAGUUUGCAAGCCACGUGCAGAUGCUGCACGCCAACGACAAUUAUCACUUCUCACAAGAAUACGAUGUGAUCACAGCCAAGUCACCACAGCCGCCGUAUGAAGUGUGCGGGGCACCAGAAAACCGCAACAAGAAUCGCUAUGCAAACAUUCUGUGCUAUGACCAUUCCAGAGUGAUUCUCUCACAGAUGGCGGAGGAUGAAACGGACACAUCCUACGUCAAUGCAAACUAUAUCGACGGCUACAAGGAUGAAAAGGCCUACAUUGCAACACAGGGCCCUGUACCGGACUCCAUCGAGGAUUUCUGGCGUAUGGUCUGGGAAGAGGACGUGCAUGUCAUUGUCAUGCUGACCAACUUGGAAGAGCGUGGACGACUCAAGUGCAAUGAGUACUGGCCGAACGCAGGAUCUGAGAAGUACGGGCAGUUCAACGUCCACCAUGUCGACACGACGGCUCUCUCCGACUCGGUGGAGAGGACGUUCUCACUGGAGAAACGUGGUUCCAAUCGUAGUCGUGAGGUGAGGCAGUUUCACUUCUCCAGCUGGCCUGAUCACGGUGUUCCAGACCAGCCCACACCGCUGCUCAACUUCAUGAAGCGUGUUCGUGCCAGCAUGCCCCCAACGUCUGGACCAAUGGUGGUGCAUUGCAGCGCUGGAGUGGGUCGUACUGGAACCUACAUAGUCAUUGAGACACAACUGAUGCGCAUCAAGGCGGAGAAGACCAUUGAUGUGUUCAACUUCCUGCAGCAUAUCCGUACUCAGCGUAACUUCAUGGUGCAAACCGAGGUCCAGUAUGUAUUCGUCCACGACGCUAUCUUGGAGGCAAUCAGCACUCCCUGCACCGAGGUGAACAUCACAAGUUUCCAGAAGCACUACGCUGAAGUGCUCAAUGCCGACCAGCCUGCGGACGACGCAUGGAACAUGAAACGCGAGUUUGAGCAUUUGAACGAGUCAACUCAAUCCGACAUGCUAUGUAAAGCAGGUAAUGAGACAGUCAACAGGAAGAAGAAUAGAAGCCAGUCGCACGUACCAAUCGAGUCCACGAGAGUCAAGCUGCGCGUCAUCCCUGGUAUUGUGGGAUCGGACUACAUCAAUGCUAGUUAUGUCAAUGGUUAUAUAGACAAGAAUGCAUACAUCGUAACACAGGCACCUAUCAAGGACACCGUUAACGACUUCUGGAGAAUGGUGUGGGAGCAGUGCUCACAUAACAUUGUUAUGCUCACCAAUCUGGAAGAGGGUGGUGAGGAGAAGUGCAUAUUGUACUGGCCGGACGAGGGCAAGCCAACACUGUACGGUGACUAUCUGGUGUCUAAGGAAUCCGAGUCACAGUACGGUGACAUUGUGGUGCGCGAACUGCUCGUUACGUGCACAAAGCAAGAAGAGACGAUCUCCAGACAGCUUCAGCACUUCCAGUGCACAGCAUGGCCCAGCGGUGGGAAACCGUCGAGUGCUGCAGACAUCAUACAGAUGCUCGGCCAGAUCCAGAAAGUGCAGCAAGCAACAAGCAACCGCUCCAUAGUCCUACACUGCAGUUCUGGCACCGGACGAACUGGCGUCUUCUGCGCACUGAGCAUCUGCUUGGAGCGUGUCAAGUCCGACGGCGUUCUGGAUGUCUAUCAGACAGUCAAGUCGAUCCGAGGACAGCGCCCAGGCCUUGUCGCUACCCUGGACCAGUACCGCUUCAUCUAUGAAUCAAUCCUGCAAUACCUGGACUCCUUUGAGAUGUACUCAAAUUUCAAGUGAACCUCCCCACCACCGAAUGUGUACGUAUAUAUAUAAUUAUAUCACACACAGAGUACAACUAAUUAGCACCCCUAAUACAGUCAUCUUCACACGCCGCCUAAUAAAUACAGUCUUGGGCAUUUCACCACCGCCAUCCGCCAUCCGUUGUCCGCUGGCGAUUGUCUUCUUGCUGGCAAUGCAAUGCCUCGUUACGCUGGACAGUGUAUCUGCCUGUGCCAUUCAUCGAUCCUGCUGUCUAAUACGUAAUCUGUACAAUUUGUGAUACCUAGCAGCUGUGAAAGUAGUCGACUGCUUGAACCAUGGAGAGUGUGUUUAGCCUGUAUAGCAAUGCGUAAUGACAGGGUGAGCUCGGCAACCCUCCGAGGCAAGGCUGUCUUUUCCCCUCAUCCGUUUUCACGCUUUUCUUGCCGCCUUCCUUGCCGCCUUCUUCAGACCUAUUGAGCGCCUUUUCGCAAUUGGAAUACUCAAAAAUCAAUCAUGAUCAUUUUUCCCUCACAAUUUACGAAAUGAGAUAAUUUUAGGGGAGUUGCCAUUGCUGACCGUUUUUGUUCCGGUUCCGUUUUUUAUUACGCCUCAUUUAUAUCGGAUUUGAUCUGGAAUUAGACUAACAAUUUUCUGUGGAUGCAAUAAGUCCACCUGCCGUUGUUGUCCCUCCAUUUUCUAUUUAUAAAAUGAGGUAGCUUUUUUUGCUGUUGUCUGUUAUAUUGACUUCAACACACUUCAAAUGAUUCUCGUUCACACCAGCCCUUUUAAAAUACCGCUGGCUAUCUCA